AUGAUGGCGUCGCUCGCCCGCAUUCAGAGAGGCCGCAACGGUCUCUCGGCUGCUCAAAAGGCCAUUGGUGCUACACGCGCCUUGGCCACUCCUGCCGCUGAUGGUCGCGUCCCCACCUUCCACCCAUCUCGCGUACCACCCUACACAGAUUUGCUCGCCACCCUCGAGACAGUGCGAGCACAACUCAAUCGUCCCUUGACAUUGUCCGAAAAGAUCCUCUACUCACAUCUCCACAACCCAGAGCAGGACCUUGCCGGCGUCGGUGCGGAUGUCUCUGCGAUUCGAGGCAAGAAGUACCUCAAGCUCAAGAUCGACCGUCUGGCCAUGCAGGAUGCCUCGGCGCAAAUGGCUCUUCUCCAGUUCAUGACUUGUGGUCUUCCACGCACCGCCAUCCCAUCCAGCGUACACUGCGAUCAUCUCAUUCAGGCCUACGAAGGUGCUGAGGCAGAUCUGAAGCGCUCCAUCGCCUCCAAUCAGGAAGUCUUCGCUUUCCUUGAGUCGGCAUCCAAAAAGUACGGAAUCGAGUUCUGGGGUCCAGGAUCCGGCAUCAUCCACCAGAUCGUCCUCGAGAACUACGCCGCUCCUGGUCUCCUCAUGCUCGGCACCGACUCUCAUACGCCCAACGCUUCCGGUCUCGGCUGUCUCGCCAUCGGCGUGGGAGGCGCCGAUGCUGUCGACGCCAUGACCAACACGCCUUGGGAGCUCAUGGCACCCAAGGUGCUCGGUGUCCACCUCAAGGGAGAGCUCAGCCCAUGGUGCACUCCUAAGGACGUGAUCUUGCAUCUCGCUGGAAAGCUCACCGUGCGCGGUGGUACCGGCAAGAUCGUCGAAUACUCGGGCCCUGGUCUGCAGACGCUCCCCGCCACCGGUCUGGCCACCAUGUCCAACAUGGGUGCCGAAGUUGGCGCAACAACAUCCGCUUUCCCCUUCACUCCUGCCAUGGGCUCGUACCUCGAGGCUACUGGACGUGCCGAGGUGGCUCGUGCCGCCGAAAAGGCUGCCGGCCAAGGCUUCUUGGCUGCCGACGAGGGUGCCGAAUACGACGAGCGCAUCGAGAUCAACCUUUCCGACCUGGAACCUUGCCUCAAUGGACCCUUUACCCCCGAUCUCAGCACACCACUUUCCGAGUUUGUCAACAAGGCCAAGUCCGAUGCGCGAGAUCACCCUGUCGAGCUCAGCGCCGCACUGAUCGGCAGCUGCACCAACUCGUCGUACGCCGACAUGGCUCGUUGCGCAUCGCUCGCUCAGCAGGCUCGCGACCGUGGCAUGAAGGUCAAGUCGAGCUUCGACGUCACUCCUGGUUCCGAACAGGUUCGAGCUACCGUCGAGCGUGACGGCAUCCAGCAGGUUCUGACCGACGUUGGUGGACGUGUCCUGGCCAACGCGUGCGGUCCUUGCAUCGGUCAGUGGAACCGAAAGGAGCUGCAGGGCGAGGACAACGUCAUCUUGACUUCGUUCAACCGAAACUUCCGCGGCCGCAACGACGGCAACUCCAAGACGUGGAAUUUGCUCGCUUCCCCCGAGAUCGUCACUGCCAUGGCCUUCGCCGGUCGUCUCGACUUCAACCCCAUGACCGACAGCCUCACCGCACCCGACGGCAAGCCUUUCAAGUUCGAACCUCCUCAGAGCGACGUCUUGCCCGCCAGCGGGUUCGCGCAGGGUGACAUCGACUACCUGCCUACUCCCAUGCCCGAGCCUCAGCCAGACACCGAGGUGCUUAUCAGCCCUACCUCGGCUCGUCUCGAGCCGCUCGAACCCUUCUCGAGUCCCUUUGCCGCUACCGCAGCCGAAGGCAAGUACGAGCUUCCCAGUAUGCGAUGCCUGUUGAGGAUCAAGGGCAAGUGCACCACCGACCACAUCUCUGCCGCCGGUCCCUGGCUCAAGUACAAGGGUCAUCUCUCCAACCUCGCCGAGAACACGCUCAUCGGUGCCACCAACGACGAGUUCGACGCCGUCAAUGUCGCACAGGAUUACGCCACGGGCAAGCAGGACACCAUCCCCGGUGUCGCCAAGAGCUUCAAGUCUCGUCAGCAGCCUUGGAUGAUGGUCGCCGAUCACAACUACGGCGAAGGCUCUGCGCGUGAGCACGCCGCCCUGCAACCUCGAUUCUACGGGUGCAACCUCAUCGUGGCCCGCAGCAUUGCACGAAUUGCCGAGACCAACCUGCGCAAGCAAGGUGUCCUGACGCUGCUGUUCGAGAAUGAAGCUGACUAUCUUAAGAUCGCGUCCGGCGAUCUGGUCGAGACUGUUAACCUGACGGAUCUCAUCCGACCGGGUGGAGAUUUGUCAACGCAGGUCAAGUUGAGGGUGACCAAGUUCGAGGAGGAUGGCAAAACGGUCAAGGAGAGCUUCGAGUUGCCGACCAAGCACUCGUUGAGUGCAGCACACUUGGACUGGAUCCGAGCUGGCUCGGCGCUCAACUUGAUCCGCGAGCAGGCUGCCGCUUCGUCGUCUGCAUCUCAGACCGGUGCCGGUGUUUCGGGUGCCUUCGCAGCUGCAGCCAAGUCAGCUGCCAGCAAGGUCGGCUCUGCCUUGGGAGCCGUCCGAGGCUACGCCACCGCUGCCAAGCCUGCUGGGGGAUCGCGCAACCCAAAUGACCCCAACUAUGUCCCACCCGCCGCCGACCCACGCACCGAGUCCAUCCGCAAGAUCGUCUACCCACCUGCACCGUCCUCGUCGAAAGAGCGAGCCGUGUUCUCCGCCACCUCGGCUGCCUCCGUCCUGCCCUUUGGCGAGGCAUCCGAAGAGAUCCACUCGACCAUCACCCGCGCAUGGCUGCUCUACCAGCGCACGCAGCGCGAAUCGCUCGCCGCUUCGCUCAACGCCAAGCAGGCCCGUCUCCGCGAAGCGCUGACCGAUCUCAAGCAGACCGACCCACGUCUGUACGCAGCGGCGACCUACAAGGUCGCACCCAACAAGCGCAGUCCCAAGGAGCACAGGAAGCUCGUCGAGCUGGGCCUGGUGACGUUGCCGGGCGCAGAGCCCAAGGCGGAUGCGCCGACGGGGGCGGAGGCGAGGAGGUUGGUCAAGGCCGUCGCUGGUGGCGCUAGGUUGGAGGGGUUGUUCCCGAGGGAGAUGCGCGUGCCUACGCAGACGCCCGGAAGGAAGCUUUGGCCCGGAUUUGAGGGUGCUCAGGAGGUGUAA
Molecule: messenger RNA, 3144 nt
Organism: Pseudozyma hubeiensis SY62
Lineage: Eukaryota; Fungi; Basidiomycota; Ustilaginomycetes; Ustilaginales; Ustilaginaceae
Product: aconitate hydratase
Exons: 1
Coding region: 1-3144 (1047 amino acids)
Biological process (GO): tricarboxylic acid cycle
Cellular component (GO): cytosol; mitochondrion
Molecular function (GO): aconitate hydratase activity; 4 iron, 4 sulfur cluster binding
Source: RefSeq, a predicted model, not a curated record